GGGGGGGGGGGGGGAGGGGGGGAGGCGAUGAGCCCUUGAUGAGAGAGUCCCCCGCCCGAAGCCGACUGCCCACGGCGCCCGAAGGCAGCGUGGCCAAGGGAGUCCCACGGUCCGGCAACUCUGGCUGGCCGGUUGUCUAUCCGUUUCCCAGAAGCGCAAGGAUAGGAAAACCUGAGGAAAACGCAUCUUCUGCGCUUAGCUGCGGUUUCACCGUAGUUUAGGGGGCGAGGAGUGUCCGCGACCCUCCCCCCACCCCACGCACUGGGUGAGCCUUGCCACCAAACCCAGCGGUCCGCGCUGCUGAGUGAAGGCGCUAGGACCCGGACGCGUGGCGUGGCGUCUGUAGGGACAGGGGGCUGCAAGCGGAGAAGAGCCCCGUCGCGGGUGGCCGGAGCAGCUCGGGAGCUCUUGGGAACUCUGCGCCCCGUUCCCGGACUCCACGUGCCCCGCGGUCCCCGGUUGUCCAUAGUCCCCAUGGCCACCCUGAGGGGCGAGCUAGGAGACGCCUGAGGAAGCCCAGACGGUACCCGUCCACGGCCCUGCGGGCUGCACGGCGGGAGUCUGCACGGAGCUAUGCUGAGGCCGCGGGGUGCGGAGGAAGCCGCGCAGCUCGCCCCUCGGCGUGCCCGCGUCCUGGUCCUCGCAUCCAGACCCGCGGCCCCCGACGUGUCUCCGUCUUCCACCCGCCUGGGUCUUGCCUGCCUGCUACUGCUGCUGCUGCUGACUCUGCCGGCCCGUGUAGACACAUCCUGGUGGUACAUAGGGGCACUGGGAGCCCGAGUGAUCUGUGACAACAUCCCUGGUUUGGUGAGCCGGCAGCGGCAGCUGUGCCAGCGCUACCCGGACAUCAUGCGUUCAGUGGGUGAAGGUGCCCGAGAAUGGAUCCGAGAGUGCCAGCACCAGUUCCGCCAUCACCGCUGGAAUUGCACCACACUGGACCGGGACCACACUGUCUUUGGCCGUGUCAUGCUUAGAAGUAGCCGGGAGGCCGCGUUUGUUUAUGCCAUCUCGUCAGCAGGAGUGGUUCAUGCUAUCACUCGGGCCUGUAGCCAGGGUGAACUGAGUGUGUGCAGCUGUGACCCAUACACCCGCGGUCGGCACCAUGACCAGCGAGGGGACUUUGAUUGGGGUGGCUGUAGUGACAACAUCCACUAUGGUGUCCGCUUUGCCAAGGCUUUUGUGGAUGCCAAAGAGAAGAGGCUUAAGGAUGCCCGGGCCCUCAUGAACCUGCAUAACAACCGCUGCGGUCGCACGGCUGUGCGGCGCUUUCUGAAGCUGGAAUGUAAAUGUCACGGUGUGAGUGGCUCCUGCACACUACGCACCUGCUGGAGGGCACUCUCAGACUUCCGCCGCACUGGUGACUACCUGAGGCGGAGGUAUGAUGGGGCUGUGCAGGUGACCGCCACCCAGGAUGGUGCCAAUUUCACAGCAGCCCGCCAAGGCUAUCGCCAUGCCACCCGGACUGAUCUGGUCUACUUUGACAACUCCCCUGACUACUGUGUCCUGGACAAGGCUGCAGGUUCCCUAGGUACCGCAGGCCGUGUCUGCAGCAAGACCUCUAAAGGAACAGAUGGUUGCGAAAUCAUGUGUUGUGGCCGAGGGUAUGACACAACUCGGGUCACCCGCGUCACCCAGUGCGAGUGCAAAUUCCACUGGUGUUGUGCUGUGCGGUGCAAAGAGUGCAGGAACACUGUGGACGUCCACACUUGCAAGGCUCCUAAGAAGGCAGAGUGGCUGGACCAGACCUGAACACACAGAUACCUCUUUCAUCCCUCCACUUCAAGCCUCCAACUCAAAAGCACAAGAUCUUUGCAUGCACACCUUCCUCCACCCUCAAUCCUGGGCUGCUACAGCUUCUGUUAUGGACUUGGAGAGUGAUCCAGGGGGACUCCAAUGUCCUGGCUGGUUCCUUAGCCCUAGGAAGGAGUUGAUAGGGGAUGGAUAUUGGAGUGAGUGGCUCCCUGCUAUCCCACCUGGAGGUUUGAAGGGAGAGUAGAAGAGGUAGGAGUUCUCUUCAGAGUGAUCUGAGUUGCACUAAAGUCAAGGCUCAUUGUCCCCUUUGCUUGCACUGACUUCUGAUACUCUUUGGGUAUGCAACAGGAAGGGAAUCUGGAGGUAGCUUCCUUUUUGAUCCUACUGUAGCCAAGGACGUAGGACAGAGAUAAAACUGCCUGUCCCUUCACAGGAGACAGUUUGUGCAGACAAUCUUAGGCUAUAGUAUUCUGCUGGGACCCCGAGGUAGCUAGAUGUGUCAGCCACGGUGAACAAGGCUUCAUCCCAUGCUCUUACACAGCUUAUAAACCAGUGGUUUUGUAAGGGGAGAAACCACACAACUGUACAAAUGCACAUUCUCUGUGUCUCCUUUUUCAGCUACAUCAGUCAGCAGCAGCCUGUUCACUGGCUGCUUGUUAGAGUGAGGUAGCUUGCAGUGAUUCAAAGUCUCAAUAGAGCAUUAGAACCCUGGGACAGAACUGUGAGAGAAUAGUAUAUUAAGCCUGGCUAGGCCUUGGGACUUCUCCCACACCAACUAUUCUGGACAUUAGGUAGGUUUGGAAAAGUGAAGGGCAGGCAACUCAUGGGCUCAACCUGAUCUCAAGGGCUGCAUGAGGAUCAGUGUAGACCAGGAAGCUGGCGAGCUCUCCUCUCGGCAGUUCUUUAGGAGAGGACCUUCAGCAUUGACGCAGGAGCAAAAGCAUGUCGCUAUGUAGAGAACGAGUUGGUUCCAAAGUGGUAGACACCUUAGAAGACAGUAGCCUUCCCCCAUUUACUCAGCAAAUCUUUAUUUUGUGAUUCUCCAAGUCCUACUGAUAACUACUGCCUAUCCAUGAUGGACUUAAACAGGGGAGGGUUCCCUCUAUGCUACUAGCCUAGCUAGGGUUCGCAGUAGUGGAGUCUUCAAAGGCAACAGGCAUGGAAAGCUAGAAGGUAGGACAUGGGCUUUGAACUCUUGAUGGCCUAGUUUUGUAUGAGUACACAAUGAUCAUCUUGCCUACUGAUAAACAGCAAUAUUACAGAAAUCAGCAGUCUGACGGGCCGAGGUUCGAUGCCAGUCACUUAUGCACUCACAGUGUUUUUUACUUUCAGCAGGCUCUUUCAAUCCUCCGGGCCCGUUUUUUUAGCUGUAAAAUGAGGGUGCAUGCCUCGCUCAGAUACUGAGAUUUAUCAGCCAACAGAUAUACGUCAUCAGACCUCUGACUGAUCAAGUACAUCCUAACUUCUCUAGGAACUUCUAAUUUAGGGUUGUCUGGUCUUGAUAACAGACUGGAGAUUAAGGAGCUUUCGCAAGGAAUUCUGGAUAUAGGGCCUUGAGCUCUUUCCCUCCGGUCCCUCUUUAUCCAAUCGGGUUCUCAGAUGUUUGUAGAGCAACUUCAUUCUGCCCAGGCAGCAGGAGGUUGUGGGGGGCGGGGGGGGGGUGGCUCUGGCCACGGAGGCAGAUUUAUUUGGAUGAUAGGACUAAUAUUUGUGUAACCUGCUGAGACCUGUGUGGGAGAGUUUAGGGUGGUUUUUCUUUUGGUGAGGGGAUUUGCUCCGGUUUCACAUCCAUUAACACAAAACAUGAGCUAGUCAGGGCCCUUGUGGUCUGUGGUGAGGGGAUGACUGGAGAAAUGGGACUGAAUGAGUCAGGCAGAGAGAAUGUCUUCCUUGCAGAGUAGUCAACUGGAUAACGGAUGAGCUGGUGGUAGGGUUAGGGAGGGGGAAUGCGAGGGGAAGAGGAACUUCUCUUAAAAGGGGGGAAACUUUGGGAGCAGGGGUGAAGACAUCCAAGUUACUACAUCCGUGAUGGCAUAGGCCUUCUACAGGAACCCAGCCUAAGUUCAAUCUACCUGUGCUGUAUCACCUCCCCUUUGAUUCGGGGUUCUUAGUUUAUGGAAAGAAGUGGUAGUCCUCUGUGACAGUUCAUGUUACUCCAUGUUUCUCCCUGCACCCUAAAUUCCAGCUGAUAAAGAUGCACAACCACUUAUAAAUGGUGGAGAGAGAAACGGCUGUUCAGGGAGUGAGAAGUUUGUAAAGUGAGGUGUUUAUAUGAGAGAAAAGAUGUCUAUCCGAGCCCUGCUACAGAAGCUGUGUGGCCCCAAGAAGGAAUGAUGGCCAAGCAAUUAAUUUUUCCUUAGAACUUAGCUUGUCUCUGCAUUCCAAUUGGCUUUAGACAACUGGCGUUGAUUCUACACUAUACAAACAGAAACUGAUUUAUUUGGAACAAGCAAAAAAACAAGAACUUUUCUUGGUGCUGGAGCUCCACAUAGCUCUGCUCUGCCCUCAUCUGUUCUGAAGGCCCCUCGCACCUGUUCUCCAUGGGAGAAGUGUGUCCUCCACCAGCAGGGUCUUAACCUCUCCCCCGUUUCCCUUUCCCUCUUGUUGGUCCUCAUUUCUUUUAUCUUUUGGUAAACAUUUAGUACAGUGCAUUUCAGUAAGUGUUAUUUGGAUAUAAAGUGAACUUAAAAGAUACUGUUCCUAUCUUUUAGGGAUAAUAGGAUCUUUGGGGGAAGGCACGUGGCUGAAGAACCUCAGCCGCACAGCCUGCAGCCAGUUUCUUUUCAAUAGAAGAGCUGGGGUGAUAGCUCACACUUGUAAUCCUGACACUCUGGGAGGCUGAUGCAGGAAAACUGCUGUGUUUGUGAUCAGGCUGUGCUACAUACACAGUGCGCUCCAUGCUAGCCUAAGAACAAAGUCAAACAAACAAACAAAACCCGGAAAGUAAGAAUGCCCGCCACAGCCCCCAACGAAGCACUGCCAAAUCAUACUGAUUUCAGCUCUAAAACAUAGCAUUCCUUCACACUCUCAAAUAGAGUAAAUGUGAAUCAGGGACUUGAGAUUAGAAGAAAACACUAUCCUGAGGGUCUGUUUGCUACAAGCUUUGUAGAUCUAAUUUUCGAACACUCUCAGCCUCGUUUCUCUUCCUCUUUGCUGCAGGAGACUAUUCUUCCCCUUUCUCUCACAUCCCUUAUCAAGAACGCCAACCACCAAGCCCCUUGCCAAAUUCUUAGACCCCACUCAGGACAUAAGUUUCUGCAUGGCUUAAUAGAAGACAGAUAAUCAGGAUUUCCCACCCCCACCCCCGCCUUUCUAAACUUUUUAUUUAAAUGCUCUCAGUGGUCAUAGGGCAGAAGCCCAAGCUAGCUGGGGAUAAGGGAGGCCGCCAGGGAGAGUAUGUUUCUCAUCCCUGGGAGGCAUUCAGCCUAGCUCCUGCAGCCAAAUUACAGCAGCAGAGAACAAUGCAGUGCAUUCCUGGGCAGGUCGGUGGGCCCUGGGCGCCUGGGUCUGGUGGAGAGAGGUGCCAGACACAGAGCGCUCCGUAAGCAACCCUGCAGAGCUGGCCCUGGGUGCAGAAAUGAAAUACAGAGAGCCUCACAUUACACACCUGGUUAUUGAUGGCCUUGCUGGAGGCCUCUGCCCCCACCUUCCGCUUGGGAACUGCCUGUACUGCGGGGGUUGGGCAUCUUUGAAGCAAUGCUGGAAAAUAAGAAAGACGCGUUUCCUUUUUACUCUUUGCCCUUCCUGUCAGCCUGGCAACCAUGAGGACACACACAUACAUACGCACAUGCAGAAGGUGCAUGCAAAAUGAGCUCACACAGCUUUUCUCAGGCUGUGUGGGAAUUAUCAUAGUCUCACCUCUUCAACAAUUAAAAACCAGCAUCUAGAUCCCCCCUCCCCAAAUCAUACCAACAACAGGGUCAGCUACAAGCGAGGAAUGUUUCAAAACUACAUUAUCAACAUGCAAUGCAAUGUUUGUUUUGGGAAUUGGUACUCUCCCGGGAGGUGGUGGAGGAAGGACACGGAAAGGGCAUGGAGAAGAGAGAUCAAGGGUGGAGAAUUACCACCCAAGCAGAGUGGCUGAGCCUGUGCAACUUCUCAAACUUGGUUUGCACGGGGGACCGAGAGGAGUGCAUCCUCCGUGUCCUGACUGCCCAGUCGCCUGUGACCGCUCUGAAGUCACAUAUAGACACUGAGCUUGGUGUUUAUGGUCCGUUGUUGUUUUAAACUUACCAGGCUAGAGAACAGGAUACUUUUGGUUCCAGGAAUGACCUCUGUAAGAGAGGCAGGUGUCUGAAGAGCAGGAGCAGUAGGUUUACUGGAGUAAAGAUGUCACAGUUGCAGACUGAACUAAGCUUUCUCAGAGUUAGCUUUCUUUUUUGGAUGAUUGACAGGUUUCACAGGUAGUAUACCUGAACUUAACCCCAAAGUUGAAAGGGAUAGAGGGGUCUGAAAACUACUUUCCCCACUUCCAUGCAUAGCCUGGAUUACCUCUGAGCAUCACUGUAGCUGUUUACAUAGGAUGCUGUGGUCAUCCAGGUUUUAAAAAUGCAAGAUGGACAUUCUCUGCUUUGCUCCCUGACACUGAAGUACCUUUUCUUUGUUCACUUAGAGAAGCAGGACACAGGAGUUCUUUAACCAAAGAAGGCCAAAAAUCUGAUAACAUUUUGUCAAUACUACUGUCCUGUAAGCAGCCAAGCCCACAGUUUCAUCCUUUGACAAAUUCCAAAGUGGGGCUUCCCCAAGAAUAACAAUAAUGCUCACAAAAGCCUUUUGUGCACAAAAUGCUUGGGCAUGUAUGUAUAGAUCUCACAAUCACUCCAGGGGUUGCGAGGUGGGGAUUGCUCUAUUUUAUGGAGUCAUUCAGAGAGGUUCAAUGAAUGAUCCAGCCAGAACACAAACCUUGCUUAUUUAUUUAUUUAUUUUUUUCUUCUCGAGACUGGGUCUCUCUCUGUAGUUCUGGCUAUUCUGGAACGGUUUGUAGACCAGGCUGGCCUUGAACUUAAAGAGAUCCACCCCCCAAAUGCUAGGAUUAAAGGUGUGCACCACUACAACUAGUUUUUGUUUGUUUGCUUGUUUGUUUUUAGCUUCAAAUACUACAUACUCUCCUCAAAGCCUGAGGAUGCUGGGACUGGGGGUGUCAGCUUAUCAGCACUUCAGAACAGAAAUUGAUGUUAACAGCCCCAACCCACACAAGAAUCCUAUACUGCCAGCAGAGUAUCUGAGCAGAGCUUACAAAGGCGAGGACUACAUUCCCCUAACCUGUAGACAUCGUCCGUUCCCACUGUUACCAUCACUAUCCAGAGUCACUCUACAAAGGACCCAUAUCUCAAUAGCUUUUGCUUGUCAUUCUCUGAGGCCCUACUCCUCCAUCCCUCAGAUUAACAUUAAAAUUGUUCUUUUAUUUUCUCUAAAUUCUUUUACAGUGGUGCUAAAUGUAUAGGCAGAGUCAGAGUAGUCAUGAGAAGAAAUGAGUGGACCCUGGGCUUAUAUUGGAAUUGCCUUUGAGACUUCAUUAUUUUUAAGAAUCACUACCACCCAGCAGUGGUGGCACACACCUUUAAUCCCAGCUCUCAGGAGGCAGAGGCAGGCGGAUCUCUAUGAGUUCGAGGCCAUCCUGGUCUACAAAGGGAGUUCCAGGACAGCCAUGGUGGUUAUACAGAGAAGCCCUGUCUAGAGAAACAAACAAACAAAAAAGAACCACUACUAACUCCGUGGUGGAAAAGCUAAGAUACUAUCCCAUCCAAGCCCACCUAAGAAACAGUAUAAAUCCCUGGACCACUCACUGAGACAGGCAUUUCAUCUACCAGUACCAGCUGUGUCUAACUUUGACAAUACAAUACAAAGUUUUCACUCGAGGACUGUGCAGUUAAGGUUUUUGUUUGUUUGUUUGUUUGUUUGUUUUUAUCACAAAACCUCUCAUGUUUUAAGUAAGCUUAUAAUUUUGAGUUGGGCUGCAUUUAGUUAUUGUUUGCUAUGUGCAGAUACAUGUGGCUUCUGCGCUGUUGUCUGGAUACACCUAAGACAAAGGAUAUCUAUGAUGCAGAGAAAAAUCUCUAAGAUGAGGCAAUCAGCAAAUUUCAUUUGACCAAAAGUGUGCUUUUUUCUGUUCCUCCUUCCGCCUUUACUCAAAAUGGGGGCCUCAAUUUAAUUGAAGACAGGAGAAGAGGUAGCUAGCUCAGCUGGCCCCUCCUGGCCCCACACUGGUAUACACUUGCUUAGAGAUGGAUAGGGAAGCCCUCCAAUACCCCAUGUAUCCCACUGGUAUACCCCAACUGGGAAGUCAGAAAAGGAGGCUGCAGAAACCCAGCGUUCAUCAAUCAUGGGCUGGGACAUUGCAGCUCUCUGACCUGAGUCCCUGCUUGAGCUGGGGAAAGAACACCUACCUAUAGUUAGGAUUCCUUCUGCAGCAAACCUUGGUUUUUGGUCCAUCCAUCUUGGCUCUCACUGCUCUCCUGCUUUCCACCCCCCAACUGCCUCCACAUGUGGGCUCAGAAGUCAUCAUCUGAAGAAUUCCACUGCUCACCUCCUGCAUAGCAGCACAGCCCCGUGAGGCCGCACACCAGAUGGAGGGGAUAAAAGUACGAGGUCAUGGCUUCUACAGAGGUUUUUCUUAAACUAACCCUGACUCCUGGAAAAGAGUCAGAGCAGGGGUAUGUCUGCUGAGCUGCUGACAACAGCAGCUUCAUAGAUCUUGUGUAAAAAGGAAGAAAAAUUCUAAGUUGGCUUUAAGUGGAAUCUUCCCAACUUCUGUCUGUGGGUCUACUCCUGGUCUCGUGUGUGUAGCGUGACUGUGUCUGAGAAAAAUGCAAAAACGGACAAAUCUAAGGGCUAAUAUUUCCUGAUCAUAGGACCCACAUGCUGACAUGGAGGCCAAACCCUCAACAGAUACCUUGCUUCUCUAGGAUACAUCUAUAAAGUAAAAGGAAAGGGAAUGAAUGUGCACAUUGAAAAGCCCACCACUUGUGGGCCUUCAGAGGUUUGCAUAGAAUAAAAAAGGCAAAGGGGUUAGAGAAUGAUUAUCAUUGUUAGCAUCAAGUUGUUGGGUGACAACAUGCAGAAACAGUUACAAAGAGACAAACAGUUACGAGACCGGGAAACAAGUCUUAGAUGAAAUUCAUUAGAGAUGGAUUUCCAAAGGGCUGGAAUGUUAUAAGAUAAGGCAUGAACAACGGAAGGCAGAGGAAGGCAUUCUGUAUUGAAGGGACUGGUGUAUGCUGAAGCUUACAAGCAAGAAUGUACGAGCAAUAUAUAAGGAAUUUCAAGCAAGUAUAUACUAUAUACAUUGGGGAAUACAGAGAAAUCAGAAUGCUGAGAACAGAGCUUUAUUACGAGGUGAUUGUGUCAAAAGGUUCAGCGUCUCAUAAGAGCUGCACAGCAGCUAUGGCAGUGAACUCGGGGCAUCUCUGGGAGAGCACUGGGAUGAGUCCAUUUGAUACAAGGACUCAAAGAGAUAGGUGUUUGUGAAAGCCACCAAAAAGCUAUGAUUUAACUACAGAUCCCUAUCAUUUGAAAUUCUGGGUUAAUUAAAUGAUAUUAAAUAUCCAGUGCUAUGAUACAUUAAUGCAGUAUUAGGCCCCAAACCUGACAUCAAUCAAAUCAAAUGCAUAAGAAAUGAGAAUGGGAAAAGGAAAUAAUUUACAAUAGAAAAUACAUUUCUUCCCCUCACUCUGAGCCUUAAAACUUGACUCUCAUAUUUCAUUUGGUAUACUGGAUUUUUGUGGCCACAGAUUUAUCAUAUGUGAGGGCACAGUGGACAGAGGGAAACUUCUAAAGAACUUUAGAGACCACAAAACAUGUUAACUGAUAAAUGAGAAGACAGUUAUAACUACAGGGCACUGGACCAACAGCUAAAGGCAGAUAAUUCUGAGCCCAUGCGGAUCUUGCAGUUGGUUAGGUAAAAACGGCCUUUAGCAGGCUUCUGUCGUAUUUGACCUACAAGGACAAAGAGCACAAAGGCAAUCCUGCUCCUCUAUUUGCUUUCCUGAAGCCACUUUCAGAGCCAGCAUAAACACUGGUUGUGCACUGGACCCAGUGUGAUGCUGAGUACUUGUAUUUUAAUGCUCCUUGAAUAAGCCCAAAGGUAAGCAGUAUCUCAGCUUUCUGCUUCACCUCACUGGCGUGAGUGGGUGCUGGAAGGGAGGCCGCGACUCUGCAGGUACAGCGUUGGUUAGUGUCAUCUCAGCUGUUAUCCCUCCUCUCCUAGGCAGUUUAUUAAAGGUGAUUUCUGAAACCCUUCACAAAAGGAAAGCUCAGGGGUUUACAUUCACUUGUGACACCACCAUGAAUUCAUGAAGCAGCAUGUUUCAGGUUGCACUAUAAUUUCUCCAUGUAAUGUAAACCCAUGGAAUCUGACAUAAGCUGAUUGCUCGUGCUGGUUAUUUUAUUUACAUUUCUGAAUGGAGGGGAUUGCAAUACUCAUAAAAUAUCUAACUGUCUUAUUUUUCAUCUCUCCCCCAGGACAGCUACUAUAAAAUAGGCCUAGCGACAGAAGCCUCAGCUUGCAUGACUGGUUAAGCAACAUGGGAAAAGUUAUUGCUCAAAAAGCAAUUUUAAAAAAUUCAAUAUGGAAUUUGAGGCUGAAACAGAGAUAUGGUUACUCUUAAUGCCAUCCAGAAGAUAAAAGUUCAGGGAAAAGGCUAAAUAACCAUGUUCCUUAUCUUUGUUCCAAUGCUGUGAGAGUAGGGAGUAGCUUUACAGAGUUCAAAGGGCUGGAGUUAAGUCUUCCUAGAGACCAAAUGCUAGCAGACAGUCAGUAGUGUCAUAGGAAUGCAGGUGAAUGAUGGUUGGGGAUGGGCUCCCCACCACACAGCCAGAUGGGUGUGCCUUCUUCCCACCAGGUCGCCAAUUAGACUCUGCAUUAGAAGCUGCCGUUAUACAUCGAACUUUCUAUCUGGAAAUGAACAUUCUGUUAACAUACGCAGAGAGGGACCACUUCUGCUUACUUCAGUAGGUUUGGCAAGCUCAGAGAGAUUGCCAGAGAAGUAACAGUCACCAGGGAAUUCUAAAGCCUCCAUCUGCUGCCUUCAAGUCAUGACUCACAUGACCCGAUACCUGAGUUAAUUGCUUAUUCUUCAACACUCUAGCACAGUUUUCAGGCCUGCUCUUCUACUCCACAAACACCAUUUAGCCAGUUUCCUUUCUCACUGAUACCUGACUUGUAUAAACUCAGUAGGCACAGGCUCUGUGUUGAGUUUGAUAUGUAUAAGUAAUUCUAGUACUCAGAAGGCUGAGGCAAGAAGGACUGGGAUGUGAGGUCAGCCUGGCCUACACAGUGAGACCCCAUUUCAAAACAUGAACGCCCUAAGGUCAUAAACUCAGGGAUCCAGUUAGUGCAUGUUAGUUGACUGCGGCAGCACAGUAAAGACAAUACUUGGAGCUGGAGAGAUGAUGGUUCAGAAGUUAAGAGCACUGGCUGCUCUUCCAGAGGACCUGCGUUCAAUUCCCAGCACCCACAGGCAGCUCACAGUUGUACUCCAGUUCUAGGGAAAUCUGGCAUCCUCAUACAAACACACAGGCAGGCAAAAUACCAAUGUACAUAAAAUACAAAGAAAUAAAAAAUAAAAACAAACUAUUUUUGCUGGGCGGUGGUGGCGCAAGCCUUUGAUUCCAGCACUCGGGAGGCAGAGGCAGAUGAUUUCUGUGAGUUAGAAGCCAACCUGGUCUGCAGAGCAAGUUCCAGGACAGGCUCCAAAACUACAGAGAAACCCUGCCUUGAAAGAACUAUUUUCACUUACUUGUAAAGCAAACAACUUGGAGGUCCUUCCUAGAAAGACAGACUUGUGAAGGAUUCAGAGUUGAACAACACUCAGCUUGGAAGAGAGCACAACAGGAACUUACUGCUGUAUCCCAGUGUCCUUCUGUUUGGUUUUUGAAAUGUGCAUGACACAUGCCUAUGGCUAGUGCUGCAGGGUUAGACAGCUAUGCGGUGAGCGUGUGAGCUCUGGGAGAUGUAGGGCAUUGUCUCCAGUCCUUUUCCUUACACACACAGAAACCAAGGCACUGCUUCUAACUCAGUAUUCUAGUCUGCUCCCAUGACAUGAUAGUAUUUUACUUUCACCUGAGAUGUCCUUCAGCCACUAGGAACCUGUCACUAUUAGGAAUGAGGUAAUAUAAAAGAGGAAAGAUAUGGGAUAGGAGCUUUAUGGCGGUUCCUAUGAGACUAGGAGGUGACUUUCUUAAAUGUCACUGAGGAGCUCUUCACUUUGUGUUAGUCCUAAACUAUUUAUACAGAGAUUAUACUAAAUAUUACCUUAUAAAGCUAUGAACUUAGGCAGCGAGGUAUAAAGAUGAAAAUAUUCCAUGUUACAUCUUUGAAAGAGAAUAGAUACUUCUUUCUGUAUCUUGCUGGACUUAAGGACUCUAGCCAGAUGUAUACAGAAAGGAGGGCCCUCCAUGAGUCUAGAUUGACCUUUGUAGAUAUUUUGGAGGCAACUGAAAUAACUUGUCACCUAAAAUAAAUUAAAAUGAAAGAAUGAAUGAGCUGGGUGGUGGUGGCACAGGCCUUUAACCUCACACUUAGGGGGCAGAGGCAGGCGGAUCUCUGUGAGUUUGAAACCAGUCUGGUCUACAGAGCAAGUUCCAGGACAGCCAGGGCUGGUACAAAGAGAAAC
This is a messenger RNA of Chionomys nivalis (European snow vole), 12365 nucleotides long. It is a transcript of the gene Wnt2b, whose product is annotated as Wnt family member 2B. The coding region runs from base 574 to 1749 and encodes 391 amino acids. The transcript has 6 exons. Gene Ontology annotation, biological process: canonical Wnt signaling pathway; neuron differentiation; multicellular organism development. Gene Ontology annotation, molecular function: cytokine activity; frizzled binding. Gene Ontology annotation, cellular component: extracellular region. The record is from RefSeq and is a predicted model, not a curated record. NCBI's taxonomy places the organism in Eukaryota, Metazoa, Chordata, Mammalia, Rodentia, Cricetidae.